AUAGCAAUGCUCUCUGGAAACACCAAUUUUGAUAUCUACAAUGUCACAUGCGGUCCAGGACAUGGGAUAAGUGUUGGAAGUUUGGGAAAAGAUAGAAAUGAGAAGAACGUCAACGGCUUAACGGUUAGGGAUACAAUAUUUGCUGGUACGUCCGACGGUAUUCGGAUCAAGACAUGGGAAUCUUCGGCUUCCACGAUUGUAAUUUCCAAUUUAGUUUAUGAGAAUUUACAGAUGAUUGAUGUUGGAACUCCUAUCAACAUUGACCAGAAGUAUUGUCCUUAUACAUCCUGCCAGAAAUUGGGAGAUUCUCACAUUCAGAUUCAAAACGUGACACUAAAAAAUAUUUGGGGAACAUCAAGGAACAAAGUGGCUGUGAAAUUUCAAUGUAGCAAAAGUUUUCCUUGCAAAAAUGUUCACUCAAGUGACAUUAAUUUAAAGCACAACGGAGUCGACGGUCCUGCAAUCACGUUGUGUGAAAACAUUAAAGGUUCUGCUACCGGCAAGAUGAUUCCUCCGCAUUGCUUGAAUUGA
This is a messenger RNA of Camelina sativa (false flax), 531 nucleotides long. The record is from RefSeq and is a predicted model, not a curated record. NCBI's taxonomy places the organism in Eukaryota, Viridiplantae, Streptophyta, Magnoliopsida, Brassicales, Brassicaceae.